This is a messenger RNA of Xiphias gladius (swordfish), 2808 nucleotides long. RefSeq names its product G-protein coupled receptor family C group 6 member A. Gene Ontology annotation, molecular function: G protein-coupled receptor activity. Bases 1 to 2808 code for a protein of 935 amino acids. The record is from RefSeq and is a predicted model, not a curated record. NCBI's taxonomy places the organism in Eukaryota, Metazoa, Chordata, Actinopteri, Istiophoriformes, Xiphiidae. The transcript has 6 exons. Gene Ontology annotation, cellular component: membrane. Gene Ontology annotation, biological process: G protein-coupled receptor signaling pathway.
AUGAUUCUGAGCAGCGUCCUGGCCUGUGUGGAUGGAUGUGACGUCGCUCAGCCCAUUUGUGGGGCCCAUGCCCCUGGGGAUGUUGUUAUAGGAAUACUGUUGCCGUGUCAUCGUAAAGUGAAGGCAGUUCAAGAACGGAUUAAACCUGAAAGCUACUACUGCUCAGAUUUUGAUCUGCCAUCAUUUCUGAAAUCCUUGGCUAUAAUCCAUGAAAUUGAGCAGAUAAAUGCUGCUGGUUUCCUCCCAGGAGUGCGUCUUGGAUAUUUGAUGUGUGACACAUGCUCAUAUGCAAGCAAAGCACUGCAAAAUGUGGGGCACAUGCUCGCAGUCAACGGCUCUCUAAAUGUAGAGUGCAACUACACCGACUUCAGGCCCACAACCAAGAUUAUUUUAGGAGCACUAUACUCUGAGGAGUCCGUUGCUUUGGCCAGACUGCUAAAUGUGUACAUGGUCCCACUACUGAGCAGCACAUCAUCCUCAGCGGAACUGAGUGAUAAGCUGCGCUAUCCAGUUUUUAUGCGUACUAUUCCCAGUGAUACUCAUCAGACCAAAGCACUGACCAAAAUGAUGCAUCACUAUCACUGGAACUGGGUCGGGGUUGUGUAUGGGGACGAUGAAUAUGGCAAAGCAGCUUUCCAGAGCUUCUUCAGGGAUGCUGAGGAAAAUCAUGUGUGCUUGGCCUACCAGGAGGUGUUGCCUCAUUACCUCGAUCAUUCAUCCAGCGAGCAACGUAUCCAGCAGGUCGCUCAGAAGAUCCGUUCUUCCAGUGCCCAGGUGGUACUGCUAAUCCUCAAGGCAGAGCUGGUGGAGGUCCUCUUUAAAGAAAUGAUCAGGACCAACACAUCAAAGACCUGGAUUGCCAGUGAUGCCUGGUCCAGGAGCUGGUCCCUUGCCAAGAUGGAUGGCAUUAACAGUGUUGGGGACAUCUUGGGCUUCACCUUUGUUGUAGGGAAGAGUGAAUCAUUUGAUAAUUAUUUGAAGAAUCUUACAGCAACCCCAGGAGGAUACAACCACUUCAUUGAGGAAUACAAGUACCUGAGAUUCAACUGUUCCACUGAAUGCUUCUCAAAUAAACCUCCAAACUAUUGUCCCUCACCUGAUCUGCUGAAAAUAAAAUCCGGCAAUGCAUGCAGUUUCAAGGAACCCGGAGAGCAAAAUGAUGACUAUCUUGUGACAGAUGUGGACACAAGUGAAACCUUCCUAAAUAGAGUUGCGGUGUGGGCUGUAGCAAAUGCUCUCAAAAAGCUGCUAAAGUGUAACAGCUCCUCAUGCUCAGGAGAGAUUAACUUCCCACCAUGGAAGCUCCUUAAAGAAUUGAAGGAGGUUAAGUUCAAGCUUGACAACCAGAAUUUCUACUUUGACAAAAAUGGUGAUUUUGUAAACGGGUAUGAUCUGAUUAUAUGGAAAAAGUAUGGACACCACAGAAGAUUUCAUAGAACUGGGAGAUACCAUGUCAUCGAUGAAAAAAUAGAACUGCUGGAAAAUGUCAUCUGGCUUGCAACAGGCAAUAUCACGACCCCUCAGUCUAGAUGCUCAGAGAGCUGCCCCCGUGGCUGGGUAAAGAAGAUCUUGAAUGUAUCCUGCUGUUACAACUGCACCAAAUGUGUGGAGGGGACCUACUCGGAUGGCUUGGACCUUAAUUUCUGCAAAAAGUGUCCCAAUGGAAGUUGGUCUCUCAAGGGGUGGGAUCACUGCCAGCCAAGAAAGGAAUCCUACCUGCGAUGGAGAGAUCCUCAUCCCAUCGCCAUGAUGGCAGCUGCAGCCUUUGGCAUUUUGCUGUUGCUGGUUACCCUAGUUAUCUUUCUGGUGUACAGAGAUUCCCCACCUAUGAAAAGAGCUGAGGUGAGAUUGUCCUGCGUGAUGAUGGCUGGUCUGGCAGUGAGCUUUGCAAGUGUGCUGUGCUUCAUGGGCAAGCCUAAUGUACACCUCUGCCGGGCCCGCCAGGUGAUGUAUGCCAUGGGCUUCACCUUGUGUGUGUCCUGCAUCCUAGUAAAGGCCUAUCGAACUUUCCUGGCUUUCCUUCCCUUUGGUCAAAUAACAAACAGGCAACUACACAGACUUUACAAGCCACCUGUAAUUGUUAUCCUGAUAACUACUCUCCAAGGGAUCAUCUGUCUUCUCUGGCUGAUCUGGGAUUCUCCUGAUGUUGAUGACACACCUCCAUCUCCACAAAGCAUGAAAAACAUAAUCCAGUGUAGUGAAGGUAAGAGAUACAUAGGUUUUGGCAUUAUGUUGAGUUACAUAGCUCUACUAGCACUGAUUGGCUUCCUUUUGGCCUUCAAAGGCAGAAAGGUCCCUCAGGAGUUCAGUGAGACAGGCUAUAUCAUUUUUAGCAUGCUGAUGUACUUGUUCGUAUGGGUGUGUUUUAUCCCGGUCUAUAUUACCACCAAUGAAGAGGGCACUCCUGUGCAGGCUUCAGCCAUUCUAGUAUCCAGCUAUGGCAUUAUCUUCUGCCAUUUUUUACCCAAGUGCUAUGAAGCACUUUGGGGGUCAAAUACUAAUACGCUGGAGAGGAUUCUGAGAAGAUGGCGAGUCUUCUCCAGUGAAAGUCUUGAUUCAGAGACAUGCACGGACACAUACAUAGAUAUCCUCGGAAUGAACACACCCUCACAAAAGAGUGACAGGUUUUCCUUAUCAAGCACAUCAACUAUACCGAAGAGCGAGGUCAGCCCUACACCAAGCAAGGUCAGUCCUACUGAUUCUGGGCUGGUUGAAAUACAUAAGCCCUGUGAAAAGAGUUAUUCCUAUGCACUGUCUAACAGGCUAGGAACAAAAGUGACAUGGAGACGUAGGAGCAUAUCUUUCUAA